AUGGACGCACCAUCUUCCGUCUUUCAGCUGUGCGGCGCCGAGUGUCUGGCCGAGGUCUGUGGCAAAUGCCUGGUACGCCAUCUCACCUCCAGUAUCUACUCCUUCUACCCGGGUGUUCUACCUAAAGUUCGUUGUCCAGUGUGUCUCAAUCUACUCAAUAAGAACCAAUGGGAGCAGUUCGUUCUUCCAGCAACGUCAGCGCAACAAGAUACCCAAGUACCUGAACAAGAAAUAAACUACGAGGAGCAACAACAGCAACAAGAUGGCAGCAGACACGUAUUGGAUAAAUAUGUGAUGCUGUGUCGUCAAAGCUGCGGCUUCCAGAGUCCAUGCUGUCAUCUUGCCGACUACACAAUGCUACCCGAACGGUAUGCAAAGUCGGAGGAUGGAGACGACGAAGACGACCAAUUAGAGCUGCCAGCUGAGCAGGUUGAAGCUCUAAAUGGAUUGUAUCAAUGUGGUGUAGAAUACUGCUAUCAUCGUCUCGAUGCAGCGGAAUUUUACAGCUUUUUAUCGAAAAAAUUUAAGAGCAAUACGGAGCACGUCUUGUUGAGACUGCUACCACAGAUUGUAGACGAAGAGCGACGUGCAGCACUACUACUGCGUCACUUGAACAAGAACCCGGACACGCAUACGAUUUGCUGUGGCGCUAAGGUCUGCUUUAAGUGCAAGGCCACCAACCACCACGGUGGAGACUGUCGAGACUUUAUCGAGGAUGAAAACGUCGUGGAAUGUCGCGGCUGUAACGUCACAGUUGUUAUGGUGGAUGGGUGUAACACGUUAAAUUGCUUGUGUGGCUAUGCGUUCUCGUGGUCUGCGGAGGUGGCGCGUCAACGUGCACAGCGCAAGCUCCUUGUACCCGUGGAAAACGACGAGUACGAUAAGUGGUCGCUUUGGCACGACCGAAUGGGUGAAACACUACAGAAGGUGACCAAUUUAUCGGCGACGCAGCGCCAAUUGCGGCUUGCGAGACUCGUACGGGAACAUCGCCCACUGUUGCGUAAACCUCAAAGUGUAGAGGAGGCAGCGAUCAAGCUCAAAUCGAUAGCGGAAACUCCAUUGACACCCGAAGCUCCGGUGCUUUCUCGCAGUGCGUCCGUACCAUGA
Phytophthora infestans T30-4 is the source of this 1107-nucleotide messenger RNA. RefSeq lists its product as uncharacterized. The record is from RefSeq and is a predicted model, not a curated record. The transcript has 2 exons. NCBI's taxonomy places the organism in Eukaryota, Oomycota, Peronosporomycetes, Peronosporales, Peronosporaceae. Bases 1 to 1107 code for a protein of 368 amino acids.